Messenger RNA from Atta colombica, 2467 nucleotides. RefSeq names its product WD repeat-containing protein 24 (gene Wdr24). The transcript is spliced from 12 exons. The record is from RefSeq and is a predicted model, not a curated record. Gene Ontology annotation, biological process: positive regulation of TOR signaling. Gene Ontology annotation, molecular function: protein binding. Lineage: Eukaryota; Metazoa; Arthropoda; Insecta; Hymenoptera; Formicidae.
UUUGACAAGUUGCUCCAAAGUAUGCUCUAAAGUAUAUAAGUACCAAAUGAACACUAUGCUUUGUGUAACUCUGUGACAUGUGCUUGAGGCUUCAUAAAACGAGCUUCAUAAAACGGAAACUAUAACAGUGAUUAGAAGCAUGACGUCGAGGACUAUAUGCAUCGCUCAAGAAGGACCUGCAAACGCCUUAGCCCUUAAUAAAGAUAAUAGCCAAGUUGUAAUAGCCGGUCGUAAUGACAUUAAACUCUUGUUAUAUAUUGAUAUAUAUGGUCUUAAUAAAUCAUUUAUUAUUAUUUUGUAAUAUAUUUUAUUAAUUUUUGUAGAUCAUAUUCUUGCGACUGCAGCCACAAAUGGUGCGGUCGUUUUAUGGAACUUGAAUAGGCAAUCUCGAUCAAAACAGGAUCAUGUAUUUGUUGAUCAUAAAAGAACUGUGAAUAAAGUAAGCUUUCACAUGACAGAACCCAUGUGGUUGAUAUCUGGCUCACAAGAUGGUACCAUGAAAUGCUUUGAUUUGCGAAUAAAAGAAGCAAUUAAGACUUUUUAUAGUAAUACAGAGUCUGUGAGAGACGUCCAAUUUUGUCCACAACAACCUCAUACUUUUGCUGCUGUAUCAGAGAAUGGUCAUGUACAACAGUGGGAUAUGAGAAAACCAGAACGUUACUUUCAACAUUUUACUGCACAUAGUGGUCCAAUAUUUGCUUGUGACUGGCAUCCAGAAGCUACUUGGCUUGCUACAGCAUCCAGAGAUAAAACUAUCAAAGUUUGGGAUUUAUUGGGUAAACCAAGUUGUGAUUAUACUAUACAUACUAUAGCCUCAGUGGGACGUAUAAAAUGGAGACCUCAAAAAAAGUAUCACAUAGCCAGCUGUGCUCUAGUCGUUGAUUGUAGCAUAAAUGUAUGGGAUAUUCGCAGACCGUACAUUCCAUUCGCAAGUUUCAAUGAGCAUAAGGAUGUUCCUACAGGUGUUGCAUGGAGAGGCAACCCGCAAUCGUUUCUAUCAACAAGCAGAGAUUGUACAUUAUACCAUCAUGUUUUUGAUGAUGCAGUAAGACCAGCCAGUAAAGCAAAUCCACAGAGUGUUGCAAUAAAUUUAAAACAUGACGUUACAUGCGCUUCCAAGGUGAAAUAUGAACCAGCAAGUAUUGCAAGGCAGCUGAGUAAUUUAAUGAGGAGAACACCUGUAACAAAUGAUGAUAAUUUUUGUAUGGCUUCAAGUGUAAUGAAUAGAUUCCGUGGAUGUGUGCGCGAACCGAAUUGGUUUAAGAUAGCCGCAGAAAAUUAUUUGCUUUCUGGAAAUUUAAGUGAAGCCUGCGAUCACAAUGCACGUGUUGCGUAUGAUUUUGGCAAUUAUGUUGUCAGCAAAGCGUGGCAAGUCUUAAAAGUCAUGUAUACAGAUCCGUUUGAGAUACUCCAAAAGAGUGCACCGACGGUGCCUAAAGAAGAUGUAAUUAAUACAUCAAAUAUAAUACCUGGAGUAACAAAAAGUUCUGGUAUGGAACAAUCAAAUGCGAGUAAACAAUCAAGUCAUGAACAAGACGCAAGAUCUCUCCAAGGGGAAAAUCCUGCUGGCGCUGCCAGUGGCGGUGACGAUGAGACUGAAACAGAAACUGAAGCACCGGAGAAUCAAAAUAUCAUGGGACCAUCGACUAAUACGGCAACUGUUCUGCCAAGGAGACCAUUACUUAGUGAUAUACCUUCUACAUCACGAGGUGAUUUUAUCUUUGGCGAAACCGAAUAUGAACCUGUGUCUUUGGAACAUCACGGCGAAAAUAGACAAACUGUGAUGCGCAUGGAGGAUGAUGAUUGGACCAAGGAAUUGCAGAAGGAGGCUUUUCCUUUGCGACAUGAGAUCAAGGAUCGGUCUCCGCCACCAGAACAAUUUCCUAAUCAUCCUCCUAAUCUCAGCGAGAAUUCAACUUCUGUUAUAGUCGAAGAUCAACCUAAGUUAGUAGUUCCGGUUCUACCAAAACCUCUGCCUUUUGAUUUUAUGCCUCUAGUUCUGGAGGGACUGCACUUUCACACAGCAAUAAGAGAUGUACAGACGACAGUAUCGAUGCUCAUUGUCUUAGGAGAAAUAAGGAAAAAAUUGAAUAUUCCUGUAGCUUUACAGGAACAUUGGAUAUUAGAAUACUUGGACAUGCUCGGCAAAUUUAAGCUCUGGCAUGUAGCUACACAGAUAAUACAAUUGGCAUGGAUACCAUCUAUAUCGCAAUUAAAUCAACAGUCAACUAUGAUACACGCGUGUUGUGUAGCAUGCACAAAAUCAUUGCAACGCUCUGCAUGGUUGUGUGAUCAUUGUCAUACGCCCGAGCACGCUUUGUGUUCUAUUUGUAAUCAAGUUGUACGUGGUAUCUACGUAUGGUGUCAAGGUUGUGCACAUGGAGGCCAUAUAAAUCAUAUGAGAGAAUGGUUUAAUAAUAAUCGACAAUGUCCUACUGGUUGUGGACAUCUUUGCGAAUACAACUAA